This is a messenger RNA of Mugil cephalus (flathead mullet), 732 nucleotides long. RefSeq names its product peptidylprolyl isomerase (cyclophilin)-like 1 (gene ppil1). The record is from RefSeq and is a predicted model, not a curated record. Gene Ontology annotation, cellular component: catalytic step 2 spliceosome. Gene Ontology annotation, molecular function: peptidyl-prolyl cis-trans isomerase activity. Bases 157 to 657 code for a protein of 166 amino acids. Gene Ontology annotation, biological process: protein peptidyl-prolyl isomerization; protein folding. The transcript is spliced from 4 exons. Lineage: Eukaryota; Metazoa; Chordata; Actinopteri; Mugiliformes; Mugilidae.
UCCAACACGCAGAGGAAACGAGCGGCAACCAUAGAAGAAGAAGAACCUUCCCCAGUUGUAGUGAAUUGAAUGAACCUGCUAAGUUGAUAAACCCUAUUACUUUUAAUUCAUACAGAUUGAAUUAAUUUGUGCUGAAGGUUAUUGUUUCGGCUGAUAAUGUCAGGGAUACCUCCAGACACAUGGCAGCCGCCCACAGUGGCUUUGGAGACAACGAUGGGGACAGUUGUGAUUGAGUUGUACUGGAAUCAUGCUCCAAAAACCUGCAAGAACUUCGCAGAGCUAUCCAGGAGAGGAUACUACAACAACACAAAGUUUCACCGGAUAAUCAAAGACUUCAUGGUGCAGGGUGGAGAUCCUACAGCAACAGGUCGAGGCGGAGCCUCCAUAUAUGGUAAACAGUUUGAGGACGAACUGAAUCCAGAACUGAAAUUCACAGGAGCUGGUAUUCUGGCGAUGGCCAACGCAGGACCGGACACCAACGGAAGUCAGUUCUUCCUCACUCUUGGACCCACUCAGUGGUUAGACGGAAAGCACACUAUCUUUGGCAGAGUACACCAGGGGAUGGGAGUGCUGAACCGAAUUGGGAUGGUGGAGACAAACGGCCAAGAUCGUCCAGUUGAUGAUAUCAAAAUUAUCAGAACUAAUCUGCCCAAUUAAAGAAACAUUUUUUUUUACACUGUUUUUUUUUUAAUUUGUUUUGUUGUUUUUUUAAAUAAAUGUCUGUAAAAUAUA